Penicillium expansum is the source of this 1581-nucleotide messenger RNA. RefSeq names its product Carboxylesterase, type B. NCBI's taxonomy places the organism in Eukaryota, Fungi, Ascomycota, Eurotiomycetes, Eurotiales, Aspergillaceae. The coding region runs from base 1 to 1581 and encodes 526 amino acids. The transcript has 4 exons. The record is from RefSeq and is a predicted model, not a curated record.
AUGAAGCUACAAGCCGCUCUUAUCCAAGUGUUGCAGAACGUUGCCACUUUUUCUCUCCUUGCAACUGCCACACCGGUCAACCACAUCGAGCCUCCAUGUGACAGUCCCGCCUGGACUGUUGGUCAGUCUGUGCAGACUACCAGCGGCCUUGUUGUGGGCCACGCUGCGGCAAACGUCUCCGAGGUAUCCGAGUAUGUUGGAAUUCCAUACGCCGUCCCUCCACUUGGACGCCUUCGUUUCCAACCUCCAGUUCCUUAUACUGAUAACGGUACCAUAAACGCAACCGAAUUCGGUCCGACAUGUAUCCAACCACCAUCAGCACCCCCAAGUAACAACACCAGCAGCGCACCACCCCAGAACCUUGGUAUUCCGCCUACUUCCGCUGCAGCCUUGGCAAGUGAAAUAUACCCGUCCAGUGAGGAUUGUUUGACCUUGAACGUCUGGACCAAGCCGCAGAUUGGAGAGGCGAAGAAAGCCGUGCUUGUCUGGGUCUAUGGAGGAGGUUAUGUAUCAGGCAGCUCUAGACAGGCGACAUACCGUGGGCAAUUCAUUGCUGACGAAAGUGAUGUUGUCGUUGUCUCGAUGAACUACCGUGUUAACACUUUCGGGUUCCCUGGUAACCCAGCCACCCCAGCCAAUAUUGGUCUCCGUGACAUUCGAAUGUCCUUGGAAUGGGUUCGUGACAAUAUUGAGCAAUUUGGUGGUGACCCGGAUCGAAUUUCUAUAUUUGGACAGUCUGCCGGCGCUGGUAUGGUGGACUUCUACUCGUUCGCUUAUGCCGAUGACCCAAUUGCUUCCGGUUUCAUUGAGAUGAGCGCAACUAUUUACGGUUUCCCAGCCCUUACUGCAGAGGAGACUCACAGCCGCUGGUUCCACGUCACUGACUUGGUUGGCUGCGGAAACGCCACUUCUGACCCAGUUGCUGUCAGCGACUGCAUGGUGAACAAAACUGUCGACGAAAUACUGGCUGGUUACGACCCUGCCAAUGUUCCAUUCAACCCUUCUCCAUAUGGGCCAGUCAUUGACAAUGAAUUGGUCUUCUCGAGCUACCUCAACCGCACUGCCGCCAAGGGUGGCUACUUGAUCGGUAACACCCACAACGAGGCAGGUAUCUUCAGACUCGGACAAACGCAUAACCAGAGCUACUGGACUGACUUCAACGACCGUCUAUACACAUGUGCGGAUGUCGUGAGAAUUGAGCAAAGUAUCGCUGAUGGUAACCCAACCUGGAGAUACCGCUACUUCGGCGACUUCCCCAACUUGGCCCUUACUACUACCCCACCAAGCGGCGCCUAUCACACUGCCGAUCUCCCUCCAUUGUUUAACACCGUUAAUCAGACCAUGCUCGCUAGUACUUCAGCUGAAGUCACUAUUGGAAACUUCCUCCGCGAUGUCUGGUCCAGCUUUGCCAAGAACCCCCAGCACGGUCUUGAUGCAUUUUGGCCUCAGUACAACGGGACCGAGAAGACCUUGGCUCGCACUGGUUUCAACAACGAGACAAUCAGCUUGGCGCCCGGUAACAUGUAUGAUCAUAUUUGUCGAUGGACUUAUGAUGGUGUCAGUGAUCCAGCCCCCCUGUAA